AAAGGCACAACCCUGUGGCGAUAACCCUUCAUCUGCCAUUCUGAGUUCUGUCAUCACCAACCAGUCAGCCAUGCCUCCACGUUCUUCUUCUUCCAGGAAGAAAUCCAACAGACAACUCAAGAAAGCUAAUAAUAAGCAUUUCCCUUCACAACCCAACCACCAUUCUUCGUCUGCUGUUCAAAAUCAAUCCCGAGGCGAGCUUGAUCCGAAUAUCCUCAGAGAACAAAAUGGGCGAAAUGGGAAUUGUCAUGUGAGACCCAAUAAUGAUAAGUGUCAGUCUUUGGUAGUUGAAGAGAAGAAGAAAAGGGGGUUGUCUGUCACUGCAGCUCAUAACGAAAUGGAAGGAUCAGUGGAAGAGACCCGAAAAUUAGUAGAAGAAUCUCAGAGUGAAGAAAAACAGGUGGUUGCUGCUGUUGAAGAAGAGGUCAAAACAGUUGUUGAAUCUGCUGCUGCAGGUGAAGUUGUUGCUGAAACCCAAAAAGCUGAAGAAGAAGAAGAUUCAAAAACUGUGGAACAGAAUCCACUUUUUGAAGCAGAGAAAAUUAAAGAUGCUCAUGAGCUUAUUGUUGAAGAUAUAAAAGAACUAGAAGCAGAAUUGAAGCAGGAAGAGAAGCAGGGGAUAGAUUCUCAAGAGGCUGGGCGGAUUGAUGAGCCUUCUCCAGCUAUAGAGACUGAAACAGUAGUUGAAGCAGCAACUGAAGUUGAUGGAUCAUCAUUCAUUGAAACCAGUGAGGCAUUGAUGAUUAGUAAGUCCUCUGUGCCUCAAACUGAUAUGGCAUCAGGGGCUAUUGAGGAGAAACCAGAAGAAUCUGCAGAAACAACUAUUGUGAUAGCAGAAGAAUCUGGAGAAACACUUCUUGUGAUAUCAGAAGAAACUGAAGAAACACCUAUUGUGAAACCAGAAGAGCCUCUUGUGGUGCCAGAAGAAACUGUAGGAACACCUCUUGUGAAACCAGAAGAAUCUGGAGAAACACCUAUUGUGAAACCAAAAGAAUCUGGAGAAACAAAAUUAGCAGCUGAAGAACAGAAAGUAGAGGAAUCAACAAUUGUCAGAGAAUCAUCAAAAGAAGAAGAAGAAGCUAAAGAAUCGUUGCCACCUUCAGAUGUGGCUGCUGCUGAAACAACUACUACCACAAUGCAGGAAAAGACAGAAAUGCCUGCAAGCACUGAAUCUCAGCAAACCACUGUAAAUCCAGCUCCACGAGAACGCACAUCUUGGACCAGUUGCUGUGGAAUUUUUGACUUUCUAUGCCGAUGAUAGAUCAGAUAAGGUGAGUAACAAUAUUUUCUGACUUGUUACUGAUCGUAGGAUUGGAAUUGUGAAUUUUAAAGAGUUAAAACUACUUUUAGUUCGACCAUCAAUUUGGAUCAUUGACUUUGAAUUUUAAACACCAUGCUUCUGAAUAAUUGAUCAACAUACUGAUUUGACAGAACUAUGAUAUAAACAUAUCAAUUAAACUUAGAACUUAUCCAGUGAGUCUUGAUCGAUGACUUUAAGGAUAAACAGCCUGAGAUAUGAUCAAGACUUGUUACAUUUGUUUCUAUUGUUGAAGUUUUACCUUUUUUUAUGUCUAUUGUUGCCUGAAUUUGGAUCCCCUGAAGCCCUUCGUAAGGUGAAAUAGAGAGAAAUAGGAACAAGAUUGUGUGGGUUUAUAUGUGUCAAAGUGGGAUCUACCAUUCUGUUUAUUUCUAUCUUUACAUGACGCUAUGAAGAAAUUGAGAGAAUCCAAGAAAGAAAACAUUUGCAUUUACAAAUAUUUUGCUAACUUGAUUUUUCAUGGUAAUA
Neltuma alba is the source of this 1786-nucleotide messenger RNA. RefSeq names its product enolase-phosphatase E1. The record is from RefSeq and is a predicted model, not a curated record. Lineage: Eukaryota; Viridiplantae; Streptophyta; Magnoliopsida; Fabales; Fabaceae. The coding region runs from base 71 to 1258 and encodes 395 amino acids. The transcript has 3 exons.